GCGAAUCAAACGUUGUACAACUUGAAUUGCUCCCCCGCAACCAGUUCAAAUUACACCGCACCGGUGAUAGGACAAGCUAAGCUAUUGGCAGCUCGCUACUCGCAGUCAUUUUCCCUAUUUCCACACCUCGCUUAUUUCCACGAGAUACGCACGGUGGGUGGUGUAAGGUUAGGUUCUUCGAGGGUGCUCAAUGUUUACAUAGAAUUUCUAAUUGAAAAAGGGGAAAGCUGCUUUGACUUCGUGGUGUAUGUCCCAAAACUUUAAUCUCUCAAUCAAAAUAUUAGCAUAGUCGUUAAAAUAAUCAAAGGUCUAAAGUUAGUGCUUAUUUUGUAGAAAUACUUCAGCAUGGCUAUCCCAACAGAGGAAUUGGGUGAACUUGCGAAAGACGAAGCUUUUAAAUCUGUUAUAAAUAAAUUUCAUAUGUCUGUCGACAAAGUCGGAGACGCUCUAGAACUUUGCUGUGGUCGGGAUGUUUAUGCAGACUUGUCACCAGAAGAAAGAGUAGAAUAUGACCUUUUUCUCUCUUACUCUCUUAAUUCACUGUUUUGGAGUUAUCUUCGAACACAAGGAGUCGACCCUCUGAAACAUGGUGUCAAGAAUGAGCUCGACCGGGUGAAGAGUUACAUGACACGCGCCAAACAAGUCCGUGAGAAACAGAGCAUGCCAAGGAUAGAUAAAGAAGCUGCAGAGCGGUUUGUCACUAGCGGCUUAUGGGAGCCUGGCCAGGCUAAAAUAAAAUCAGGCUCAGGAAAUGGAGUCAAUAAAAGAAAGAGGCUUGAAAGUGACAGCGAAGAAGAGACUUGACUUCCAGUUCAAAUUUUGUAAUUUACUGUAAAUAAACCAUUAAUUAUCUGUUAA
Molecule: messenger RNA, 858 nt
Organism: Frankliniella occidentalis (western flower thrips)
Lineage: Eukaryota; Metazoa; Arthropoda; Insecta; Thysanoptera; Thripidae
Product: nuclear nucleic acid-binding protein C1D
Exons: 2
Coding region: 346-804 (152 amino acids)
Biological process (GO): regulation of gene expression; maturation of 5.8S rRNA
Cellular component (GO): nucleolus; exosome (RNase complex)
Molecular function (GO): RNA binding; DNA binding
Source: RefSeq, a predicted model, not a curated record